Messenger RNA from Spirodela intermedia, 216 nucleotides. Lineage: Eukaryota; Viridiplantae; Streptophyta; Magnoliopsida; Alismatales; Araceae. The record is from the annotation of a GenBank genome assembly.
AUGCCUUCUCGGGCAGAGAGGACGAGGAUGUCGGCGCAGGAGACGACCUCAGGGCACUCCCUCUCGAGAGCCUCCUUGAUGGUGUCAAGGUACCGGAAAUUUCUCAUCCCGAAGCUCCGGUCAGCUUCCUUCUCCGACAGCGUCCUCCUCGUCGAGUCAAGCAGCAGGGAAGCGUCGCACGACUGCCGCCAUUACCAGACAGAAAUCCCUCAGUAA